Messenger RNA from Schistocerca piceifrons (Central American locust), 2491 nucleotides. Its product is annotated as phenoloxidase 2-like. The transcript is spliced from 14 exons. NCBI's taxonomy places the organism in Eukaryota, Metazoa, Arthropoda, Insecta, Orthoptera, Acrididae. The coding region runs from base 1 to 2274 and encodes 757 amino acids. Gene Ontology annotation, molecular function: oxidoreductase activity. The record is from RefSeq and is a predicted model, not a curated record.
AUGGUUAUUCAGCAGAGAAUAAUAUGUGAUGCCAAGCUUCUUUCUCAGUGGAUGUUACAACUGCACACUUUGGUCACUAAAGUUACACAGCAGUUGUCUCAAACACAGACUUUAUCGCUGGGCUUGAACAUACCAGGUAGAGGUCGGCUGAACCUCACACAAACACAGUCGAGUUCCAUAUCAUUCAGUAAUCCUUGGAACAUUCUUCUUAUGUUUGAUCGCAUUGCAGAGCCAUUGUUUGUGCCUAAAGGAAUAGACAACAGAAUUGUGUUCAACCUCCCAACAAAUUAUCUGCCUUUUCGUUACCAGUCAAUAGCUUCCGAUUUAGCUAACAGAUUUGGUGGGCCAUCGGAUAAAUUAGAAAUAGAUGUGAAGUCCAUCACCCUGCCUGAUCUUUCAUUCCCCAUGACUCUUGGCCGCAAAGAGAACUUCUCUCCUCUUAUACCAUAUCAUAACAGAAUGGCAGCACGGCUGGUAGAAACAUUUGUGGGAAUGCGCACAUACGAGGACUUUCUGUCCCUGUCAAUAUACUGUCGCGAUCGCAUGAAUCCAUAUAUGUUUGCAUAUGCAUUGUCAAUUGCCAUUAUUCAUCGACCAGACACACAAAAUAUACCUCUCCCACCUCUUACUGAAGUGUUUCCAGACAGGUUCAUGGACAGUUCCAUAUUUGGACGCGCUCGUGAGGAAGCAAACAUUGUCAGCACUGGAGAUAGGCUGCCAAUAGUAAUUCCACGAGACUACACAGCUUCUGAUCUCGAACCAGAACACCGUGUUGCAUAUUUCCGAGAAGACAUUGGUGUUAAUUUAUUUCACUGGCAAUGGCACCUUUACUAUCCAUUCUCUGGCUUACGAUCUAUUGUCAAUAAAAAUCGGCGGGGUGAGCUCUUCUACUACUUGCAUCAGCAGAUUAUUGCAAGGUACAACUUUGAACGACUCAGCAAUAGGCUUGCUCGUGUGAGACGUCUGUCGAACUGGCGUGAACCGGUAGAGGAGGGUUACUUCCCAAAACUUGACAAUAUUGUAGCAAGCAGAGUCUGGCCACCACGACAUGCAUUUGCCAACUUAAGAGAUAUCAACCGAGAACUUGAUCAACUUGAAUUUGACAUAGAAGAUUUGGAACGCUGGCGAGAUCGAUUUUUUGAAGCCAUUCAAAGUGGAUCUGUUGUAAAUGAAAGGAAAGAAGUAGUUGACCUUACAGAAACAGAAGGCAUUGAUGUUCUUGGUAACAUGAUGGAAGCAAGUACAUUGUCAAUAAAUCCCAGCUUUUAUGGUGAUUUGCAUAAUCUUGGACAUCUCAUGAUAGGCUAUUGCCACGAUCCUGAUGCAAGACAUUUGGAAUCAUUUGGUGUUGUUGCUGAUCCAGCAACAAAUAUGAGGGAUCCUGUUUUCUACAGGUGGCAUGCCUUUGUAGAUGGAAUCUUUCAGAGACACAAAAGUGUUUUACCGAGAUACAAUGUUCAGCAGCUCAACUUUGAUGGAGUUCGAGUUGCUGCUGUGGAAGUUAUGUCACAGAAUGUAUCAAAGAAUGAAUUUCUCACAUUCUGGCAACAAAAUGAUAUAGAUCUUUCAAGAGGAUUGGAUUUCGCACCAAGAGGCUCGGUACUAGUUCGGUUCACUCAUUUGCAACAUGCACCGUUUGUCACUCGAUUUUUGGUUGAUAACAAUGGACCUCCAAGAAUAGGUACUGUGAGAAUUUUCAUGGCACCAAAGUUUGAUGAAAGGGGUCUUCCAAUGUUGCUUCGUGACCAGAGACGCCUCUUCAUUGAAAUUGACAAGUUUUUUGUGCAAUUGAACAGUGGGCGAAGCACCUUUCAGCGUCGCUCUGAUGCAUCAUCAGUAACAAUACCAUUUGAACGGACAUUUCGCAACCUUACCGGAAUUGGAUCAUCACAGCAACAGGCACCAUACACCUACUGUGGAUGUGGGUGGCCACAGCAUAUGCUGAUACCCAAGGGCCAACCUGAAGGCUUCCCUGCGGAAUAUUUUGUUAUGGUGUCUGAUGGUAGUCAAGACAGGGUGGAACAAGUUGAUACAGACACUGCAGAUACUAGCUGCCUUCCAGCUCAUAGCUACUGUGGUCUGCACAAUCGCUUGUACCCAGAUCGGCGCAACAUGGGAUAUCCAUUUGACCGAAUGCCACGUGAUGGUGUAUCCACUUUACGUGAGUUCAUGACACCUAAUAUGGCCAUGAUAGAUGUGAGGAUACGACAUAUUGAUGUUGUUGUUGGUCCCCAACCUGGAAAUCAACCGGGAAUACCUUCAAAUCUUGGAUGAUCAAACAUGUCACUAAUUCCAUACUACUGCAUUUAUCAUGCAGACAUACUUAGCAUUACUGUAGACAAAAAUCUACUCAUCAAGCAGCAGCAGGCAAACACACACAUAAAAGAAGGUUAUACUUAUGCAAACUUUCGGAACCAGUGGGUCCUUCUUCUGGUACAAGGCUUGAAAGGGGAAGGAAAAGAAGUGAAGCAAACAGACUGGAGAGGUGUAA